Messenger RNA from Austrofundulus limnaeus, 1129 nucleotides. Its product is annotated as alcohol dehydrogenase 1. NCBI's taxonomy places the organism in Eukaryota, Metazoa, Chordata, Actinopteri, Cyprinodontiformes, Rivulidae. Gene Ontology annotation, cellular component: cytosol. Gene Ontology annotation, molecular function: alcohol dehydrogenase (NAD+) activity; zinc ion binding; S-(hydroxymethyl)glutathione dehydrogenase [NAD(P)+] activity. Gene Ontology annotation, biological process: formaldehyde catabolic process. The record is from RefSeq and is a predicted model, not a curated record.
UGUCAGUGUUUGUCCCACAAAGUGGUGUCUUCUGCAGAAGGCUUCAUUUCUUGACUCCUCUCUGUGAUCAAGUCUUUUAGAGUAAAAAUGAGCACAGCUGGAAAGGUCAUCAAAUGUAAGGCAGCAGUGGCCUGGGAGCCCAACAAGCCUUUGGUGAUUGAAGAGAUUSAAGUGGCCCCACCAGAGGCGAACGAGGUCCGCAUUAAGAUUGUAGCCACAGGGCUGUGCCACUCAGACCUGUACCACCUUUACGAGGGGAUGCACAAAGAUGGCUUCCCAACAAUCCUCGGCCACGAGGCUGCAGGCAUCGUGGAGAGUAUCGGACCUGGAGUCACAGAGUUCCAACCAGGAGACAAGGUCAUCCCCAUUUUCCUCUCUCAGUGUAAGGAGUGUUGCUUCUGUAAGAGUCCAAAGACCAACCAGUGUAUAGUAGCAUGGAAGAGAGUUAUUAUGGAAUCCUUGGUGGGAGCAGAAUCCAGGAUCACCUGUAAAGGRAAAAAGAUCUUCCAGUUUGUUGGAACCAGUACCUUCUCCGAGUACACCGUCAUCGAUCAGAUCGCUGUGGCUAAGAUUGACCCUGCUGCUCCUCUGGACAAGGUCUGUCUCAUCGGCUGUGGGAUCUGCACCGGCUACGGAGCAGCAGUGAACACUGCUAAGGUCGCAGUGCCUUGGAGUCUUGUUUGCCAGCUUGGGGUGUCUGUGUGAUCGUUGGCUGGACGCAGGUGUCUGAAGUCGCCAUCCAACCAACUGACCUCAUCGCUGGACGCACUUUGAAGGGCUCCUUGUUUGGAGGGUUUAAGAGCAAAGACGGUGUUCCUCAGAUGGUUAAAGCCUACAUGGACAAGAAGCUGCAGGUGGACGAGUUCAUCACUCACAACAUGACUUUGGAUCAAAUCAAUGAUGCGAUUGAGCUGAUGAAACUUGGAAAAUGCAUUCGGACGGUCAUGAAUGUCUCACCACAAUAAGACCAAAAGAUACAGCAGUUGUUCUAAGAUUUCCCACCAUGCAUUGAAUUAUGUGGAGUGUUUUCUCAGUUGAUUAUGUGCAGAUGGAGUUUACAAGAAUCUGAGCCAAAGCUGAUAUGUUUAUGGAAUAAAAAUAAUCAUCCAAGCAGAUGGUUUCAUGGCAA